Cylicocyclus nassatus is the source of this 4890-nucleotide messenger RNA. Lineage: Eukaryota; Metazoa; Nematoda; Chromadorea; Rhabditida; Strongylidae. The record is from the annotation of a GenBank genome assembly.
AUUUCACCUGUUUCAGAAUUGAUGCAAUGCUUGCAUGUAAAUCAACUUAACCAUGCGUGACGGGUUUCUUCUUGACCCCACUUUAAUUAUAUUGUUACUGCUCCGGUUGCUAAGAUGUCAACCGUUUGACGGACAUGAACCUCCUCCGAGCGUUGGUGCGCUUCUCGAUCCGAACUCUACUAGGGACAACGAAAUUCUAAUUAGCUACCUAGCCGCUGUAUCAAGGCUGGACGAGCAACCUGAAGAACUUAUGAAAGCCAUUAGUAUUGCAAGGACGAGAGGCUCCGACUCUUCAUCCUCUUCUUCACCUUUUCAUGAUGAACGCAUCAAACAGAUUUACAAUAUGUUCAAUUGUUUUAGCACUGAUUUUGACGGGUCGAUGAUUUCUGGAGCUUUACAUGUGGCUGUGAAUGAAAUAAAUGCGGAUCCAAAUCUUCUACCCAAUCAUCACUUAUCCUACAUAUUUGACAAUACAUGUGGCAAAGAAAAACAAAGCACACAGUACUUCAUGGACCACUGGAAAAUGGGAGCACGUGUUUUUAUUGGACCUGAGAUGAACUGUCGAACUGAAGCUACUAUGGCAGCCGCGCAAAACUUGCCAAUAAUCAGCUACAAAUGCAAAGAUCAGACUGUUUCUGAUAAAAAGAAGUACAACACAUUUGCUCGGACAGUCCCGGCUGAGACCGAUAUCGUGAAAGCCUUCAUUGCACUUUGCCGAGAGCAUAACUGGAAGAAGUUUGCGAUCAUAUAUGAAGAACAUCCUGCACACGAGGAGCUGUAUCUGGCACUUCGGCAAGCAAUUGAUUCGGAGAACAUUCAUAUGGAAGCGGAUGAAACACGAUAUUCGGUGCAAAAUGUGUCGAAGGUAGUCCGGUUCAGUGAAGUGCAGUCGGAAAAACUUAUCGAUAGCGUUAUCGAACAGACAAAGGAUAUGACGAGAUUGUACGUUACAUUCGGAAAUGUACGACUGUUUCGAAAGAUUCUGAUGUCGAUGGGGAAGCUGGGUUUGACCGAUUCACAGCAAUAUCUUCUCAUAUAUUUGGAUGCCGAUUAUAACUGGCUCAAUGUCUACCAUGCAAUGAAUAAUCAUUUUUUUAGAAACACCAUGAUCGACUUGCAAUCUUCUUGGGAUGUCACGAAUUCCUCCGACCACCGUAUCAUAGGAUACUCACGGGCGGCACUGGCUAUCAUUCCAACGCCAGUUGAGCUGAAUUCGGACAGGUUCAAGAAAUUCUGGGAACAAGCGGUGAAGGAUCUGUCGAACUUCGGAAUCACCAAACAUGAACAUACCUGGUCGAUAAAGGUCAACCGGUUUGCUUGCUAUCUCUACGACGCUGUGUACUUGUAUGCUAGAGCUCUGCAUGAACUUAUUGAGGAGACCUAUGAGCGGCAAGCACACGGCUAUGACCCUACUCGAGAUGGAACGGCGAUAAUAAAGAAGAUCCUGAACAGAAAGUAUUCUAGCAUGCAGGGAUUCGAUAUGCGUAUUAACGAGCAUGGUGAUGCCAAGGGGAAUUACACCUUACUCUCGUGGCAAGCGGUGGAACCUGUGCGAAAUAAACACGAUGGCAAUUAUUAUCCGCUUGAUCACGCCUUAGACAUCACAGCAAUGUUUGUUGAUGGUGGAGAAGGAACUAACAACAUGCCAAAGCUUCUCUUCAAUAAACCGAUCAUGUGGAUAGAUGGUCCUACAAGAGAUCAACCAGAUUGUGGUUUCCAUGGGGAGUUGUGCCGCGAUUAUGGAGGAUACAUCUCUUUGGUAUCGUUUGUGCUGUUCUUUAUUAUUCUUAUCGGUGGAGCAAUCUCAGCAGGAUUCGUCUAUAGGAGCCGCAAGUUCGAAAAAGAAUUAGCCAUGAUAUGGAAGAUUGAUGUUCGUGAAAUCCAGGGUCUCAUGCAAGGGAACACUUCUACAACAUCACUUUUCUCUGAUGGAAAUGAUAUGGGCGAGCACGCUUGGUACACUGGACAAGAUGGCGAGAAGAAAGGCUCUGGGCUAAGAGGUGUCGCCUAUUACAAGGGGACUCUUGUUGCGCUGAAAGAAUUGACUUUCUCACGGAAACCUCGCGAACUGACUAGGCAGGCUAAGAUAGAAAUGAGAGUUAUGCGACAACUAACUCAUCCCAACAUCAACACCUUUAUGGGUAUCAUCGUUUGUCCAUACUCGAUAUGCAUUGUUCGCGAAUUCUGUGCUAAGGGUUCUUUGAUGGACAUCUUGCAAAACCGCGAGUUCAAACUCGAUCAUUUGUACAUCGCGUCGUUCGUGGAAGAUCUUAUCAAUGGAAUGGUGUACAUACAUGACUCUGAGCUCAAGGUGCACGGGAAUCUGAAAUCGACGAACUGCUUGAUAACCUCGCGUUGGGCUCUUCAAAUUGCAGAUUUCGGACAUCAUGAGAUUCGUGAAGGAAGACAGUGGGAGAGCGAAGAAGCUAGGUGGAUGAGUUAUCUUUGGUGUGCGCCGGAGUUGUUACGCGAGAGUGAACUGAAGCAUUCCGUCAAAGGCACUCAGAAAGGGGAUGUCUAUGCAUUCGGUAUAAUCCUACACGAGAUCUUCACUCGCCAAGGGCCAUUCCAAAUUUUCGCUAAAACCGAUGCUCAAGUGCCAGAAAUUGUUGCACGAGUAGCCGGUGGCACCUGCAGUCGGCCAAACCUCUCUUGUAUCGAAGGGCAGGAUUACGUCACGGAGACUAUGCGCCAAUGUUGGUCAGAAUAUCCGGAAAAUCGUCCUGAUUUCAAAAGUGGCAUCCGGCAGAGGUUGAAGCCAAUGUUUGCUGGAAUCUACAAAAGGAACAUCAUGGACCAUAUGAUGGUGAUGAUGGAGAAAUAUCAAAAUCAGCUAGAAGAUCUGGUCGACGAGCGAACUGCGGAACUACGCGAGGAGCAGAAACGAAGUCAGCAUUUGCUACAGAGGAUGUUACCAAGGAGUGUCGCUCAACAACUUCUCAAUGGUCAAGAUGUUGUGCCGGAAUCAUUCCCCUCUGUUACCAUUUAUUUUUCGGAUAUUGUAGGUUUCACGCGAAUAUCUGGCGAAUCCACUCCCAUGCAGGUUGUGACCUUCCUGAACAAACUAUAUACAAAAUUUGAUAGGAUUAUUCAAAAAUAUGACGUAUACAAGGUGGAAACCAUCGGUGAUGCUUAUAUGGUUGUGUCUGGGGUGCCUAACUUCAAGGAGACUCAGUUCCACGCGAAAGAGAUAGCUCUUAUGGCCUUACGACUCUUGCGCGCCGUGCGAAACUUUAAAAUUCCUCAUCGGCCUAGUGAACAACUAAUGCUACGAAUCGGCAUCCACACCGGCAGUUGCGUUGCCGGAGUAGUGGGGAAGACCAUGCCAAGGUAUUGCUUAUUUGGUGACACUGUAAACACUGCAAGUAGGAUGGAAAGCAAUGGAGAACCGCUAAAAAUCCACUGCUCACAGCCUACGCGAGAUGUUUUGUCAGCCAUUCCCGGUUUUGUACUAGAAGAACGCGGUACCUUAUCCAUCAAGGGAAAAGGCCAGAUGACUACGUAUUGGCUUCUUGAUGCUGAAGGCUAUGAGCUAUCCGAUGACGAUGACGAUCGUGAAGAGCCGGCGCUUGCCCCAGAGAUCUUCCCCAGAAAUCCGACCUUCAGGACCAUGCGUGGUUCUGGAUUCGGUCAGCGGUCCCUCGAAUGGCUCAAUCGUGAAUCAACCAUAUCUUUAUCUACGCAAAAAGAGCAAUCGUUUUUGAAGCGACUAAUUGGCACUGUGAAGUCGUCGGCUCAGCCUAAUGUCGAGUCGCAAUCCAGUGCUUUUUACUCGGCGAUGAAUGGUGGAGUUGUAUCCAUGGGCAACUCAUACAAAGAACUGCCUAGUGUGAACGAAGAAGACUUGCCGGGGAAAUGCCAAAACGAUGCACCCACUAAUAACCGAAGCAUACGAAGGCCUCCAUUUUCAUCGACGAGGAACUGCUUCCAACCGUCGGUCCGUUCAUCAUUCCCUAAUGAAAAUGAUGUCGCUUUGAGAAAAAGAUCGACAUCUCUUCCUGAUGGCGAAGUGUUGAAUUUGGAUGUAACUGGGCCAAUGACGGGUGCUAAUUCUACCGCGCCUGUUUCUUCCUACUGCUCACCUUCUACCCGACACGGUGGACAGUAUGAAGGCGCAAGCGUAGUAGGAUCCAACAUCGCUCACUCAAGUAGCUCCCGCACGAUGCAGUCGUCCUCGCCAAGUCCAAGUCAUUACCCUUCGUACAGAGAUCUCGCUGAUCUUCCAUCUAUACCAAGGAAACAAGGUAUGGCAUUCAUUGUGCGACCUUCUAGAAAGCGAUCGCUGUCUGUUGGUGACAAUGUGAAACACACGACGUCGACUCACUUUGACGAUGGUUUAUCAGCAAAGGUAGAUCUUAACGAUCCCUUGAUUAGUCCGCCAAAACGACGCCAACGCCGACGUUUUAAGAGCAAGGAAAGGAAGUCAAUUCUGUCCCUACAGCAUUUGAGAGAUCCGUCACCGCUGCAGCGGCUUCGCGAUGCUUCACCGUUUGGCAGAAAUCUUUGGAAUGGAAGGGAACGAACUGCAUCAGUGAAUCGUUUCUUAAGGCGAUUAGCCAAUGGAGUGAGUUCACAGUAUGUUGAUCUCAACAAUUCUACGGACGACACCUGCGACUAUGUUGGAAAUGAGAUCAGCCACGUUCCUCUCCUUCAAUCGUGCGAAAAGGAAGCGGAAGAGAAGGACGGACAAGCCGAUCCUCUCAUUCCAGUGGUCACGCUGUGAUUACGUAAAAUCCAGCUGACCACUGGAAUGAGAGGGAACUUUUUAUUUUUAUUCACUUUAUGAAUUGUUAUUUUCUUUAUUGUUGAUUUCGGGUGAAUCUCAGGUAUUUCAUUGAUCUCUAAUAUAUUGUUUUUCCAUUCUUCUCUAUCUUAUACGCGUUAAGAUGG